AUGACAAUAGGGGGAAUGGAGAACGUGGAGGUCUUCACUUCUGAGGGCAAAGGCAGGGGUCUGAAGGCCACUAAGGAGUUCUGGGCUGCUGACGUCAUCUUUGCCGAGCGGGCUUAUUCCGCAGUGGUCUUUGACAGCCUUGUGAAUGUUGUGUGCCAUACCUGUUUCAAGAGGCAGGAGAAGCUCCAUCGCUGCGGGCAGUGCAAGUUUGCCCAUUACUGUGACCGCACCUGCCAGAAGGAUGCUUGGCUGAACCACAAGAACGAGUGUUCGGCCAUCAAGAGAUACGGGAAGGUGCCCAAUGAGAACGUCAGGCUGGCGGCGCGCGUCACGUGGCGGGUGGAGAGAGAGGGCAGCGGGCUCACGGAGGGCUGCCUGGUCUCCGUGGACGACCUACAGAGCCACGUGGAGCACUUCGGGGAGGAGGAGAAGAAGGAGCUGCGGGGGGACGUGGACGCUUUCCUGCAGUACUGGCCGCCCCAGAGCCAGCAGUUCAGCAUGCAGUACAUCUCGCGGAUCUUCGGCGUGAUUAACUGCAAUGGUUUCACGCUCAGUGACCAGAGAGGCCUGCAGGCAGUGGGCGUGGGCAUCUUCCCCAACCUGGGCCUGGUGAACCAUGACUGUUGGCCCAACUGCACGGUCAUAUUUAACAACGGCAAAAUUGAACUCCGGGCCCUGGGCAAGAUCUCAGAAGGAGAGGAGUUGACCGUGUCCUAUAUCGACUUCCUUAACGUCAGCGAAGAACGCAAGAAGCAGCUGAAGAAGCAGUACUACUUUGACUGCACGUGUGAGCACUGCCAGAAAGGGCUGAAGGACGACCUCUUCCUGGGUGUGAAAGACGACCCGAAGCCCUCUCAGGAGGCGGUGAAGGAGAUGAUACAAUUCUCCAAGGAUACGCUGGAAAAAAUUGACAAGGCUCGCUCUGAGGGUUUGUACCACAAGGUUGUGAAAUUAUGCCGGGAGUGCCUACAGAAGCAGGAGCCAGUGUUUGCUGACACCAACAUCUACACGCUGCGGAUGCUGAGCACCGUUUCCGAGGUCCUCUCCUACCUGCAGGCCUUUGAGGAGGCCUCACACUACGCCAGGAGGAUGGUGGAUGGCUAUAUGAAGCUAUAUCACCCCAACAAUGCCCAGCUGGGCAUGGCCAUCAUGCGGACAGGGCUGACCAACUGGCAUGCUGGCAACAUUGAGGUGGGACACAGCAUGAUCUGCAAAGCCUACGCCAUUCUCCUGGUGACACACGGACCCUCCCACCCCAUCACCAAGGACUUAGAGGCCAUGCGGAUGCAGACGGAGAUGGAGCUGCGCAUGUUCCAACAGAACGAGUUCAUGUACCACAAGAUGCGCAAGGCCGCCCUGAACAACCAGCCCAUGCAGGUCAUGGCUGAACCCAGCAAGGAGCCAGCGCCGGCUCUGUUCCACAAGAAGCAAUGAGGACCUGCCUGGUGGGAGAGGGGCGCCGUGGCUGGGGAACUGGGGAGACAUUCUGGAGGUGGUGGGUUUCUGGGGAGACCCUUGAUGAGGAAAUCAGCAUAACGCCUAGCCUUGUUGCUGCGGGAAUGUCCUACUCUUUUUUUCCCAGUGUCAUUUCGGUUCAUUUCAACUCAGUUCAAUUCAAUUUAACUCUAUCCCAGACCAGUCCAACUCAUCCUACAACUAUUUAUUGGGAUAAAUAUUUAUAGGGAUAAAGAAGCUCCAAAUGUAGCUGGAGAGGCAAAAUGUAAACAAUUAAAGCACAGUGUGAUAAUAAAUGCAAUGGUAAACUCUAUGGAGAGAGGGGGUACGGUGGAGGGCAUGUGUUUGGUGUGUGUGUGUAGUGGUGAGGGUGUCAUGGAGGAGAUGACAUCUGAACUAAGGGUGGCAGGUACCUGGAGUCUCAGGUGGCGGCUCACCUAUCUGUGCAGGUGUCUCUGGAAUAUUCAGGAUUUGCUGACUGGGAUGGGUGAUGUUCAGUUUCCUUAGGUGACUGUGGAGUUAUGAAGAAGAGGCUGUCUUUGGGCCUUUUAGGUCCUACUCAGAGAACUGAAACUUCUUCAGAAGGGCACGUACGCAGAACGAGGGCUUUGCCCAAACCACCUGAGGCCUCAGUUUAAAGUCUGGGUUCCCAGCAUUAUUCUGAAAUUACUUCUAGAACACAGAGAGGGAGUGUUUCCUUUCCACACCCUCCCUGCCAAGCCUUGUGAUUCCCGUGACAUGGGCCUACUUGGAUAAUAGCUGAGAUUUUUCUGGCCAUUGGCCUCCUAGGAUUGAAGAAGUCUCUUCAGGAUGAAGUUGAGGGAGAAACUUGGAAACCCACAUACCUGAUGAUCAUGGGUCCAGCGGAAUUGGCCUUUGGGUCUUUUAUUUUGUCACGUGUGCCUGGGUGGUCUUUACCAGCUUAGACUUCAUCACUGGCCCCCAGUAAAUCUCUAUUUUUUAGUAACGAAUAAUUAUGACUUCCCUUGCUUGAUUUCUUUCAUUGUCCAUUCCCUGGGUCCUCUGCUUUUCUUACCAGAAGGAAUGUCUAGUCUGGACUCUGCACACCUAGGUGAGGACCUCUUUGGGAGUGUGACCAACUUGCCCUCAUCUCCUGGGAGGCUGCUCUGGUUUCCACCCAAGAGUGUGGGUCUUGGGAAUCAACCAAUCUAGUUGUCCCAUUGUCCUGUUAUCUUCUGGGAUCCCAAACUUCUCACGAAUGUUUUGGGGGAUCCUGGACAAAAGCCCCCCAUUUGAGAGUGUCACCAAGUCUUCUAAACUCUCUGGGGCCACCCUUGACCCCAGAGCUCUCGCUAACAUCUUGAGGUCAGGUGAUCCCAUCAGGCCCCAUAUUUGUCAUCUGUGCCUAAAGUGUCAGUUCCUCCAUCCCCACCCUUUCGUCCUCAGAAUGAUCCACUGCUUCCCUUGUAACCUGACCAACAGCUCUGUCAAUGUGCCAAAAACUUUGUCCAAAAACUCUGCAAAGGUGCCACCUCUUUGCAGAAUACUGGUACCUGGCACUUGGCUCUUCAUUGAGGACACCUGCUUCUUCAGAACUUUCACAGGGAGACUGACAGUUCUUCCAAGCUCAUGUAAGGAUGGCACCAGCCCUCUGCCGGGGACCUAACUGUGCCAGUUCAAAUGGUCCCUCUUCUAUCCUCAUAUGAAACCUUCCCCCAAACCUCUUCCCUUAUUUGUCACUGUCACCUGCCACACCGCUGGUCAUUCCCCCACAUUCAUGGUCUUCUUUUCCAUCCCCUCUUCCUCAAAUUUGGUGUCUUCGAAGUCCACUUUCACAAACCAUCUAAACCACUUGUU
Molecule: messenger RNA, 3273 nt
Organism: Eubalaena glacialis (North Atlantic right whale)
Lineage: Eukaryota; Metazoa; Chordata; Mammalia; Artiodactyla; Balaenidae
Gene: SMYD1
Product: SET and MYND domain containing 1
Exons: 9
Coding region: 1-1434 (477 amino acids)
Cellular component (GO): nucleus
Molecular function (GO): histone H3K4 methyltransferase activity; protein binding
Source: RefSeq, a predicted model, not a curated record